Molecule: messenger RNA, 1980 nt
Organism: Cordyceps fumosorosea ARSEF 2679
Lineage: Eukaryota; Fungi; Ascomycota; Sordariomycetes; Hypocreales; Cordycipitaceae
Product: lysophospholipase precursor
Exons: 3
Coding region: 1-1980 (659 amino acids)
Biological process (GO): glycerophospholipid catabolic process
Cellular component (GO): cytosol; intracellular membrane-bounded organelle
Molecular function (GO): A2-type glycerophospholipase activity
Source: RefSeq, a predicted model, not a curated record
AUGCGUCAACCACAGAUUCUUGUCGCCGCGGCUUUGGCGCUGGCCUGCCCGUCUAUAGCUGGUGUCGCAGAAACCAACGCGCUAGCUUUGCGAAAUGCAGACUUAACCCCCGAAGAUAUUGAGUUUCUCAUUCGCCGAGCCACAGCGCAGGCUCCGGACGGAUAUGCGCCGUCCGAAGUUACCUGCCCCAGCACGAGGCCGUUUAUUCGCGACAGCUCGAGUACUGUCCUGAGUCCGGAAGAGACGGCAUGGCUUCCAAUGCGCCGCAACGAAACUAUCACGCACAUAAAAGAUUUCCUGAAGCGUGCCGCCAUCCCCAACUUUGAUAGCGAUGCGUAUUUGCAGAAUGUCAACUCCAAUUCAUCGGCGCUACCCAACAUUGGCAUCGCCAUCUCCGGUGGCGGCUACCGUGCCAUGCUCAACGGCGCGGGCGCCAUCAAGGCAUUUGAUAGCCGCUCAACCGGUAGUACUGAUAAGGGCAACUUGGGUGGUUUGCUGCAGAGUGCUACUUACCUUUCCGGCCUUUCCGGCGGCGGCUGGCUUGUAGGCAGUAUUUUCACCAACAACUUCACUACCGUUCAAGAUGCCGUCGCCACUAACAAGAUCUGGGAGUUUGGCGAAUCGAUUUUGGAAGGUCCCAAAGAUAUUGGAAUUGUCAAAUACUACGCCACUAUUCUUGAUGAGCUCGAUAACAAGCACGACGCCGGCUUCAACCGUUCCAUCACCGACAUCUGGGGUCGCAUGCUAUCAUUCCAGCUGGUCAAUGCCAAGAACGGCGGCCCCAGCUUCACUUUCUCCUCCAUUGCCAACGACACCGAAUUCGCUGCCGGAAGGACGCCACUCCCUAUUCUAGUCGCUGAUAGCAGAGCCCCGGGCGAGAAGAACACCACAAUCGAGUCUGUCCUGUUCGAGUUCAACCCCUGGGAGCUUGGUUCGACGGAUCCCGGUAUGACUGGCUUUGUGCCGCUCAAGUAUACGGGCUCCAAGUUCGACAAUGGAACGCUGCCAAGCAGUGAAAAGUGCAUCAACGGCUUUGACAAUGUUGGCUAUGUGAUGGGAACGUCCAGCAGUCUCUUCAACCAGAUCAUUCUUCGCAUGGAAAGCAACCCUGACAAGUACCAACCCAAAAACAUCCCCAAGACUGUUAUCGCCUUCAUCACCGAUUUCCUUACCACGUUGGGCAACCGAAGCGACGACGUGGCUGACUGGACUCCGAACCCGUUCAAAAACUGGAACUCGGGCAAGAACUAUGUCGCCACUUCUGACAGCUUGACGCUGGUAGACGGAGGCGAGGAUGGCCAGAAUGUGCCAUUUCAUCCCCACACUGUCGAUGCGCGAAAGGUUGACGUCGUCUUUGCCGUGGAUUCGAGCGCCGACACGAGCAACUGGCCCGACGGCGCCGCUCCAUUUGCGACUUAUCAGCGGACCAAGAGCAAUUCGUCCGCCGGCACGUCUUUCCCUGUCGUCCCCGACAACAACACGUUCAUUAACCUUGGCCUCAACACCCGCCCGACGUUCUUCGGCUGCGACGUGAGCAGCUCGAGCGGCCCUAUACCUCCGCUGGUCGUUUACAUGGCCAACUACCCCUAUGUCUUCCACUCCAACCUAUCCACCUUCACCAUGAGCAUCAACGACACCACGCGAGAUGCUGUGAUCUCGAACGGAUGGGCUGUCGUCACGCAAAUGAACAGUACCCGCGACACCAACUGGCCGACGUGUGUCAGCUGCGCCAUGCUAUCCCGCAGCUUCGACCGCACCAAGACUACGGUCCCGGCCGCGUGCAAGGACUGCUUCAGCAAGUACUGCUGGAAUGGCACGGUCGACAGCAGCAAGCCUGCUGCCUCGUACGCACCCCAGCUAUGGAGUAAUACCACGAUUGACGUCGCUUCAAAGAAAGAUAGUGGUGGUGCUCGAACCUUUAGUGGCUCUGCCACGCUGGCUGUGGCGGCUGUGGCCAUGGGUGUGAUGUUUUUCAUAUAG